Molecule: messenger RNA, 1166 nt
Organism: Frieseomelitta varia
Lineage: Eukaryota; Metazoa; Arthropoda; Insecta; Hymenoptera; Apidae
Product: transmembrane protein 19
Exons: 7
Coding region: 16-1131 (371 amino acids)
Cellular component (GO): membrane
Source: RefSeq, a predicted model, not a curated record
UAAGGACAGAGAUAUAUGUGCGAUAGACAAGGAGAGCAACAGCGUGCGACAAGGACAGACUUAGUUGUGCGGUGGACAAGGAGAGCAAUAGCUGCGAUUUUAAUAAUGGUUUCACUAACAAAUAAUCGGAAUCAACGACCACACGUAUUAUUACCGGUACUGCUUAGUGCUUGUGCAAUUCCAAUUUCUAUGAUGUUUUGGUUUAUAAAUAUGAUUUAUUCGGUUUUUUAUUCAGAUUCUAGAAGGCACUUUGAAGAUCAUUUUGUCUCACCAUGGAGAUGGUUAACAGCUGUAUUGGUUCCAAUUUUUAUGGCAUUUUGGGGUUUAAGGAGAAAAAGUGUAGAUAUCAGUGGUGCCAUUCUUGGAUUAUUUAUGGGUUUUGUUCUGACACUUAGCAGUUUUAGUCAUUUGGCUUGUCUCUUCGCAUUCCUUGUUUCUUCUACUAAGGCAACAAAGUUUCGUGCCAAAGAGAAGGAAAAAAUUGAAGCAGACUUUAAGGAAGGUGGUCAAAGAAAUUGGGUUCAAGUAUUAUGCAAUGGUGGUAUGGCAACUCAAUUAUCUAUCUUGUAUUUAUUGGAUGUGGGAAAUGCAGAACAGCCAAUUGAUUUUUACAAAUAUUAUAGAAGUUCUUGGCUAUCAAUAGGAAUUUUAGGAGCUUUUGCAUGUUGCAAUGGAGACACUUGGGCUUCAGAAAUUGGAACAGUUACUGGUAGUAAAGAUUCAUUUCUUAUUACUACACUAAAGAGAGUUCCAAGAGGAACGAACGGUGGUAUUUCUUGGGUAGGUUUAUUAGUCUCUAUACUAGGUGGCAUAACUGUAGGUUUAGCUUAUUAUUUAACAGUAUUGAUAACUGUGGACACAGUCGUUCUACAAUUAGCAGUGCCACAAUGGCCAAUUAUUGUUAUUGGAGGAAUCGGAGGUUUCAUUGGUAGUACAAUAGACUCAUUUUUAGGAGCUACAUUGCAAUAUAGUGGAAUAAAUGAAAAAGGAAGAAUAGUAGAACAUCCUGGAAAGGGUGUAAAACACAUAUGUGGUAGACAAAUUUUGGAUAAUCAUAGCGUGAAUCUUUUGUCCAGUGUUAUUACUGCACUUAUAUUGCCAGAAAUAGCAAAAUUGAUGUGGUUUGAAUAAUAAAAACAAUAAAAAUAUAUUAGCUAUAGGUAUUU